Molecule: messenger RNA, 6590 nt
Organism: Aphidius gifuensis
Lineage: Eukaryota; Metazoa; Arthropoda; Insecta; Hymenoptera; Braconidae
Gene: tna
Product: zinc finger MIZ domain-containing protein 1
Exons: 8
Coding region: 1002-3842 (946 amino acids)
Biological process (GO): protein sumoylation; regulation of transcription by RNA polymerase II
Molecular function (GO): zinc ion binding; SUMO ligase activity
Source: RefSeq, a predicted model, not a curated record
AGGACAGGGAUAGACAGACGCCGCAGGCAUUUGAUGCUUAAAACCAGCCGCCCGUUGGCUCCAACAACCUCUAUCAUCAGACAGUAUUACUUUCAACCGUUUAGGGAGCACGCCGUGUAUACUGAGAUACAUUGAACGCUCAACACACAACCACGAGAAUAUAAUCAAAAAUUAAUUAUAAAUUUAAUUUUUAAUAAUAAACAAUACAGGGAUAUUUGAGUGUAUGCUUAUAAUUCAAGUUUAUCAUUUUAUAAUUAAUGAUUAAUUAUUUGUAUGAUUAUCCAACCAAUUGAAAAAUAGAAAAAAAAAAAAACAUUUGAAAAAUAAAUAUACCUAAUCUUUUAUUAUUUUAUCCAAGUGAUUUUUAUGUAAUUUUGUUGUUUUUAUUAAUUUUUUUUUUUUUUUGUAAAUUAACUGUGCUGUAUUUUUAAUUUUAAAUGGAUUAUUAUUUGUGAAUUAUUAUUGUCAUAAAUAUAUAUGAUAGUUAUGAAAACAUUGAAAGCCAAUAUUGAGGAUUAUAUAUAUUUUAAUUGGACAAAUUUAUAUGAAAUUGUUUUAUAAAUAUUCAUAACGUGUUGAACAAUUAUUUAAUUAUUUUUUUUGGAUCAACUAAAUUUUUUGUGAUUGUAAAUUUACAAAUGUCUUGUUGAUAAAUUAAGACAAGUGAAUAUAUUUUUAAUUCAAAUAACGUUAAGUGAAUAACUGAGUUUAAGUGAAGCAAAAAAAAAAAAAAAAUAUUGAUUGUUAUUUAUUAUUUGGGUUAUUUAUUUUAUUUAUUGAGUAUUGUGUACUGAGUGUUUAGUGGAGCACAUUUUUAUUUGGAUUAUUACAUGCUGAAUAGUUAUCGUGUUUGUGACAGUACUCGAGGAUAAAUAAAACAACUGUUCACGUGUUUAAGAAAUACGUUGAAGGGUUGAAAUAAAAGACUUUCAUCAUCCGGGGUGUCUUGCGAGGUGCCGCCCCAAAUUGGGGGUGGUAUUCGAGGGUUUAGUACCGCGGCGAUGGUGGCAGCUGCCACCGCAACGGCCACCGCAACUGCUUGCGUGGUGGCCAUGCAGGACCGCCAGGACAUCCCAGCUCAAUUCAAUCAGAGUCAUGGAAUGAGCCAUCAUCAAUCUUAUAAUACGGGUUACGGUCAACGUGGUCCAAUGACUGGUAUGGGCCCAGUCGGUAUGAAUAAUUAUAAUAAUAUGUCGUCAAUGGGCCCAGUACAUGCAAUGAAUUCAAUGAAUAAUAUGAACGGAAUGAACAUGAAUCCAAUAUCAAUGGGUCAAAUGAAUAGUAUGAGUGGUAUGAAUGGUAUGACACAAAUGAAUACAAUGACAAAUAUGUCAAGCAAUAUGAAUAUAAAUAGUAUGAUGGCCUCACAAAAUUCAAUGCAAAUGGCAAAAAUGCAAAUGCAAGGACAACCACAAUCACAACCAUCACCACAACAGCAACAACAACAACAACAACAACAGCAACAACAACAACAAGGUUAUCCACGUAGGCUAGCACCAUAUCCAAGUGGUGCUAUGCAUAUGGCACAAAAACGUCAACAACAAAAUCCAUAUUUAACACAAAAUCCAUCAACAAUGCAACCAGGCUAUGGAAAUAUGCCAAAUCAUUAUCAAAAUAAUUAUCCAUCAUCCAGACCAAAUUUUCAUCCACAGUAUCAACAAGUACAAGCAAUGAGUCAAUCAUUUCCACCAAGCAAUAUGAUUAGAGGGACCAAUAUGAGACAAACUGCACCAUCAUAUAAUCCACAAGCAUCACAAACAAAUCAGUAUUAUGGAACAAAUGGAGCUGGACAAGUCAAUAUAUCACAACAAAUUAAUCCAGUACCUGGUAAUCAAUUUGUUGGACAUCAGCCAAAUAAUAGUGGCUAUGUUAAUCCAUCAACCUAUCCAACACCUCAACAUCAACAACAAAAUCCACAACAAGUACAACAACAUCAUCAACAAAAUCAACAACAACAUCAUCAUCAUCACCAACAAAGUCAACAACAACAACAACAACAACACCAUCAACAUCAUCAACAACAAAGUCAACAGCAACAACAACAGCAACAAAAUCAACAGCAACAACAACAACAGUAUCAACAGGAAGUACCUGGCAUGAGAACUGCUGGUACAGGAAAUAUGAAUUAUCAACACAGUCCAAUUCCUGGAAAUCCCACGCCACCACUUACACCAGCAACUAGUAUGGCACCUUAUAUAAGUCCAAAUCCGGAUAUUAAACCAAACUUUAGUGACAUUAAACCAAACUUUAGUGACAUUAAACAACCAGUCAACAUUCAAAAAGAUGAUGAAUUGAGAUUAACAUUCCCCGUUCGGGAUGGUGUAAUACUUCCACCUUUUCGUCUACAGCACAAUUUAGCUGUUAGUAAUCAUGUAUUUCAAUUAAAAUCAACAGUACAUCAAACACUUGUUUGGCGAUCUGAUUUGGAAUUACAAUUAAAAUGUUUUCAUCAUGAAGACAGACAAAUGAAUACAAAUUGGCCAGCAAGUGUACAAGUAUCUGUUAAUGCAACACCUCUUGUUAUUGAUAGAGGUGAAAAUAAAACGUCCCAUAAGCCACUUUACCUCAAAGAUGUAUGCCAAUCUGGUAGAAAUACAAUUCAAAUAACUGUAUCAGCAUGUUGUUGUUCACAUUUAUUUGUACUUCAAUUAGUACAUAGACCAAGUGUACGUAGUGUAUUACAUGGAUUAUUACGUAAACGUUUACUUGGUGCUGAACAUUGUGUUACAAAAAUUAAAAGAAAUUUUAAUUCAAUGCCAGUUAAUAAUAUUAAUGGUUUACAAACGGAAAAGGAUGUUGUUGAACAAACAGCAUUAAAGGUUUCAUUAAAGUGUCCAAUAACAUUUAAACGUAUCACACUACCAGCAAGAGGACAUGACUGUAAACACAUAGGCUGUUUUGAUUUGGAAUCAUAUCUUCAAUUAAAUUGUGAACGUGGUAAUUGGAGAUGUCCAAUUUGCACAAAACCAGCACAAUUAGAAGGACUUGAAGUUGAUCAAUACAUGUGGAGUGUAUUAACAACAACAGUUAAUAGUCCAGACAUUGAAGAAAUAACGAUAGAUUCAGCAGCAAAAUGGAAACCAACAAGAAACCAAAUAAUUAUUAAAACAGAAGAUGAUAGUGAAAAUAAACAAAGACAAUGUUACAGUAUGACAAAGGCAAUGUCACCUGGUAGUAUGCAUAUGCCAACAAUGAAUAAUAAUUGGGAUAUGAAUCAAGUUAUGAGUCCUUAUAUACCACCUGAUAUGAACAGUAUUGUUAGUGGUUCAAUGAUAAAUAAUACACAUACAUAUCCAAAUAAUAGUAUUAAUCAUCGUAAUACAUCAGGUGGUAGUUAUGAUAUAAAUACAAUAAGUGGUAGUGCUGGUAAUAAUGAUUAUAGUAAUGGGGCUGGUCCUCUAUCGCAUCUAAGUGAUUCUGUUAAUUCACUUGAUCCAUUAAAUGCCAUGGAAAAAACACUAAAUGAUCAGAUGCCACAUACUCCUCAUACACCUCACACACCUCAUACACCUCAUACACCUGGUGGUGGUAAUAGUGGACCACCAAGUGUACCACCAGCAUCACAAGAAUCAACAAGCGGUCAUAAUACAUCGGGCAAUGGCAGUACAAAUAUUAAUAAUGACACAAAUGAAAUACCCUCAGAUCUUAAUUUUGAUCCAGCGGCUGUUAUUGCUGGUGAAGGAACCGGACAAGAAGCAUUAAAUCUUUUGCCUGAUAAUGUUGUUGAUCCAAUGGAAUUAUUAUCAUACUUGGAUCCACCAGAUCUUAAUACACCACCAAGCAGUGGUGCAAGUAGUGGAAAUCCAUCAUCAAAUGAUGACAUUUUAGCGUUCUUUGAUUAAAUUUUUCAAAUAAAAAAUCCAUAAUUAUGCGAAAUGAAAAUAAUAAAAAAAUCAAAUAACUCCCUAACGGUAUCGAGGACAAAAGUGAUUAAAAUUCCAGUGAAAAAAUCAACAAAUAGUUGAAUCACAGGAAAUUAUAAAUAAAAUAAUUUAAUAAACACAAUAAAAUAUUAAAACACAUUUUAAAUAUAUAAAUAUAGAGGAGUCACACUGUGGGUGCUCUCCACCUAAAACAAAUGGUACAAAAAAAAAAACCUUUUAGCUCUAAUUGUAAUAUUCCUAUGAACAAUUAUUAGGGCAUAAUAGAUUUAGAUAAAUUACCCUACUUGUAUGUAUCGAAAAAAAAAAAGUAGCGAAAAAAAAUUAUUUUAUUUUUGCGUUUUUAAAUGACCAGAUUCAAAAGUGAAAAAAAAAAAAAAAAAAGGAAAAAUUUUCUGGUGAAAUUUAGAUGAACAUUGUUUUUUGCUUUGUUGAUAAUUUCAAUAAUUAAAAAAAAAGAAAUUGAAAUGUUUUUUUUUUUUUUUCUUUAUGAAAUGAUAUGGAAAAUCCUCACGCAGGAAUUUAAAAAAUCGAAAAAUUAAGAAAUACUGUACAGAUUUAUUUUACUUAUUAUUUGUUUGUCUUUUAAUUUUUUUUUUUUUUUUUGUAAAUAAGUUUUUUUUUUUUUUUUUUUCUAGAUUUAUAAGUUGGGAUAUGUUGGCCCAUUUCUUCUAAUCAUGUAAAGUUAAAAAAGAAACUUUAUUGACGGUUAAAAUAAAAUAUUAUACGAAAAUAUGAAAAAUUAAAAAAAAAUAAAUUCAAUGGCUAAUCUUCCGAUAUAUAUUUUUUUCUAGAUUAAAAACAAAAAAAGUAAAAAAAAAAAAAGAGUAAAAAAUUAUUGAUAUUUUGUUUUGUUUAAAAGCAAAAUCGCCGAAGUCAUUGUAAUGAAAAAAAUAAAAUAAAAAUAAUUAAACAAUUUAUUAUCUGUUUCGUUUUUUUUUUUUUUUUUUUUUAAUUAUAAAUUCAAAAAAAAAAAAAAUAUAUAUAGAAAAAAAAUGCAGCAGUGGAGAAGACAAAGUGAUUUUAAAGAAGAAUUUUUUUUUUUUGCUGUAUUAGUGACGUGUUUUGCGAUUAAAUAAUAAAGUAAACUCAAAAGCUUAUAAAUAAUUUUUAAAAAAAUCAACAUUAUCGUAAACCGCAAAUAAAAGCAAAUGAUAAAAAUUAAAUAAAAAAAGUGUAUUUAUAUUCCGAAACUGGGUUUUGCGAUGCAACAAGAACGCACAAUCGUUCAAGACAGAAAUAAAAAAAAAAACGCGUUAAAUACGCAUUCAAGUUUCUAUUUAUAAUUAUACUUUACUUUUAAAAAAAAACAAACGAGAAAAGUUUUCUUAUUACAAUUUACAUUAUAAGCAAGAAAAAAAAGCAACAAAAAAAAAAUAUUGUAUAUUACUUGUAAAUAGCAAAAAUAAUAAUAAUACACAAAAUGAUAAGAUUUAAAAAAAAAAAUAAAUAAGUAUUGUCAACGGACAGUAACUAUAAAACAUAAAUUAAUAAUUUAAGAAAAAAAAUGGCAAGUAAAAAUUAUUAUUAACCAGUUAUAAGCAAACAAAAGAUGAUAAAAAAAAUAAUAAAAUAAUAAUAAUAAAAUAAAACACAAGAGUAAAUGAAAUAAUAAUAAUAAUAUUAAUAAUAAAUAAAAAAAAAAAAAAAAAAAGCUAAAAUAUAUAUCUUAAUUAUUAUUUCACAGAACCAAAUUAUACAGGUGACGUAUAAAAAUAAUUUAUCCUAGUUCAAUGAAAAUAUAUAAAUUAAAUUUAAAAACAAAAAGAAAAUUUUUUUGUGUGCAUGAGGCUUUACAGCAGUAAAAAAAAAAAACUGAAUAAUCCGGGCCUGAGUAAUUUUACCUAUAAUAAAUACCUAACUUCCUAUGAAUAAAUAAAAUAAAUAAAAAAAAAAUAAUUAGAUAAAGUUUAUUGAAAAUGUAAGCUUCAAAAUUUUGAUGAUUAAAUAUUGUGUAUGAUAAUAGUGACAAUAUCAUAAAAAUAAUUUUUGUCAAAUUAAACUUUAAACAUAAUAAUAUGGACUAAAUAAUUAUCAACAAAAUAAAUUUUAAUAAAAUAACAUUUCUUUUUAAAAAAAAUUUAUACAUGUUAUUUUUUAAAACAAUUAUUUUGUAUUAAAAAAUUAUUUAAUCAAAAUUAUUUUGGCAAUUGUAAAUUUGACAAAAAUUUAUUUUUCAUUGAUAACCAUUAAUAGGCAAUAACUAUCGACUAUACCUAAUAUUAUUUAAAAAAAAAAAAAAAAAUUGAUAACAAAAACAGGUCUCAUCAAUCCUCUAAGACCAUUUAAAAAUAAAUUUUUAAUUUAAAUAUUUUUAAUUUUAUGAUAUAUAUUUAUUGAAAAAUGAAAAAAUGGAGACUGUUGACGAGGAUUUUUAGGGACCUAAAUAUAUUGUACUAUGUGGACAGAUGUUUGACUGUCGUUAUAAUUUAAAUUUAACAAUCUGCACCAAUCAAUAUUCUACAAAGGAUCAAAGGGACAAUGCAGGUGUUAUUUUUUAUUUAUUAUUAUUAUUAGUUUUUUUAUUUUUUUCAGUAGAAGAAUAAUAAAAAUGCAGCUGGGCAAAAAAGAAAUUCUUUGAUCCCCGCAAGUUUUUUGUCUUCUUUAUUACUGAUGGGGUCUUUGGCUCGUUUUAUUCAAAAAUAAAAAAUAAAAAAACAUGUACGCAAUAAACAUACGAAUAAUAGUGUUAUUGGUUACAUAUUUACC